GAGCUUCAACAGAACACACCGAGGCGUAUGGCUGGGCCCUGGAGGGCAUGCGUCAGCUAGCUGCUGUCAGUAUGGAGGACUGCACGCUGCCGGACAAAUGCUCUGCUGUGAUUGGCUGUCUGGAGGACUACCAGCGCCAGCACACGCCCAUUCCGGACGCCCGUUUCCAGGAGAUGCAGGCGGUGGCCGGCGAGCUGCGCGGCGAGCGCGGCCUCCGCCAGUGGAGCUUCGCCUGGUCCAAGUGUCAGGAGACCAAGAGGAUGUUCGACAGGAAGAUGGAGGCCGCGCUGCACACACGGGACUCGUCCCGGCGCCGGCGCUCUGACUCCGCCUCCUCCUCCUCCAGGAGAACGCUGUCGGGACUCUGGGGCGUCCACGAGACGGAGGAGGACAGCAACACCUCCUCCUCGCCUCCUCGUCCUUCCUCGCUGCUUCCCCUCACCUCCUCCACGCCACAGCGCACGCCACAGCAGACGCCACAGCAGACGCCACAGCGCACGCCACAACAGACGCCACAGCAGACGCCACAGCGCACGCCGAUGCUGCAGCGUCUGUUCCGAAGCGUUUCCUCCGAUGUCUCGGCAGAAAGCUGCUCCCCCAGCCCCUCUCUUCCUCGCGUCUCCUCUUCCUCGUCCUUCCUGUCGUCCGUCCGGCGCCAGACGCUCAGGAAGACGCAGAGCUUCGACUGCCCGUCCACGCCCGAGGCGGCGCGCUACUCGCCGUGCCACCGCGCCCUGAGCGAGCCGGCGCGCCGAGGAAACACGGGCGUGUUCAUCCGCGGCCUGGAGGUCAGCAGCUCAGAGGCCGCUGACCAGACGCUGUGCCCCAGGAAGGGCUCUCUCGGCUGGGCAGGACCGGGACCGCGCAGCCCCCCGAGGACCACAGGCAGCCCCGCGGCAUCAGACCCCCGGCCCAGGGGAAGUAAGCUGCGCCACGUGGUGGAGGAGAUGGUGACCACGGAGAGGGAGUACGUGCGCUCUCUGCGCUACAUCCUCCAUCACUACUUCCCCGAGAUGGAGCGCCCAGACCUGCCCCAGGACCUGAGGGGCAAACGCUCGGUGGUCUUCGGGAACCUGGAGAAGAUAAUGGACUUCCACAGCCAGUUCUUCCUCAGAGAGCUGGAGGCCUGCUGGAAGCACCCUCUCAGAGUCCCCCACUGCUUCCUCAGACAU
Molecule: messenger RNA, 1172 nt
Organism: Perca fluviatilis (European perch)
Lineage: Eukaryota; Metazoa; Chordata; Actinopteri; Perciformes; Percidae
Product: puratrophin-1-like
Molecular function (GO): guanyl-nucleotide exchange factor activity
Source: RefSeq, a predicted model, not a curated record